AUGUAUGCAUGUGCACACGUCUAUCUUCAUACCAAUGCCAACACGCAUGACCAUGCACGCUGGUUCUGCCAAACCACAGCCUAUGCAACGGUCUGCGUGAACUCUGACCUGAGUAUUUGUCUCCGACCCGUUCCCUUCACACCCUCCGAUGAACUCACUGAGGCUGAGCAGCUCGGUCAGGUUGAGCCGGGAUCCGAGUUCGUCUUCUACUUUCUCGGCCAUGGGCGUGCUCUCAUCCGAGCAGUAGGAGAGCUGGUUGCCAAGGCCGUCUCGACUUCAGGCUUCGGCUCUGGUAAUCCGGCUUACCUUCGUGCCGAGAUCAAAGGCGAUGUGAAGGUGGAGACGAGCAACCAGCUUGUGGCUGCCUGUAUCUGGGAGAUAUAG
Protopolystoma xenopodis is the source of this 384-nucleotide messenger RNA. Lineage: Eukaryota; Metazoa; Platyhelminthes; Monogenea; Polystomatidea; Polystomatidae. The record is from the annotation of a GenBank genome assembly.